AUGAGCUGCGGACCGCGGAGCUUCAUGCAGGAUGCUCGCCGAUUGACUAGCCCAGGCGGUGGCACACCGCCGUUUCGACUGGCUUCUUUGCGAUGUUACGAUUUGUUUCCCUUCACGGACCACAUUGAAACUCUGGGCGUCUUCGUCCGGGAAGAAGCUGCCCUCGCGCCACUUCAAAGCCAAGUGGAAAGCAGGGAGAGCUUGAAAUGGCUGCCUUGGGACGAGACCAGCUUUGCACGUGACGGCACACCGGCACGGCGAGAGCGCGGUCGUUGGCAGUGUCAGUUUCUGGUUGGCAUCGAGGCUUCGCACCACUUCGGCGUGGUUGGCCGCGUGAUCGGCUACCGCGGGAGUAACAUGAAACGUAUCGCAGGUGCUAGCGGUGCGAAGAUGAGGUUGCGAGGCCGCGGAUCUGGCUUCGUUGAGGCUGAACUGGGAGCCGAGUCUGAGGAUCCACUGAUGCUAUGUGUCAGUGCUCCGGACGUCAAGUCUUACCGAGCCGCCGGAUCGAUGAUCCAUGAUUUGUUCACGGAGGUUUACACCCAGUUUGUUGACUUUGUCGAGUUUUCGGGUGAAGCUGUCACCGCUCCUCCCAAA
Symbiodinium sp. CCMP2592 is the source of this 597-nucleotide messenger RNA. The record is from the annotation of a GenBank genome assembly. Lineage: Eukaryota; Dinophyceae; Suessiales; Symbiodiniaceae.